This is a messenger RNA of Solanum tuberosum (potato), 1574 nucleotides long. Its product is annotated as DELLA protein RGL1-like. The transcript has a single exon. The record is from RefSeq and is a predicted model, not a curated record. Bases 8 to 1537 code for a protein of 509 amino acids. NCBI's taxonomy places the organism in Eukaryota, Viridiplantae, Streptophyta, Magnoliopsida, Solanales, Solanaceae.
UGAUCCUAUGGAAAAUGGCCUUUAUCUUAGUCAUCACAAAGACCUGUCUUAUUCUCUUAAUCCUUACACAUCUGUUUUGAAGAGAAAUGCUCCUACCAAUAGCAUGAUCAUUUCAACUUUAUCUAAUGACAGUGGGAGUUUUAAAAGGCUAAGGAGAACCCCAAGUCUUGGUGAGUCUUUUGGAAGCAAUAGCACUUUUUAUAGUACUGAUAGCAGCAGUGGUGGCAGCAGCAAUUGUAGUUUACCAAGAAUUGGUAGCACUAAUAGUGUGAAUAGCUUGUCAUUGCAACCAGGGAUUCAUUUUCGCGAUCAUGUUUGGGCAUUGAACCAAAGGUACCUUGCUGCUGAGGCUAUUGAAGAGGCAGCAGCUGAUAUAAUUAAUCAGGAGGAGGAAAAUGGGGAAGGUAUGAAGUUAGUCCAGCUUUUAAUUACUUGUGCUGAAGCUGUGGCUUGUAGAGAUAAGUCCCGUGCAUCGGUGUUGUUAUCGGAGCUACGUGCCAGUGCAUUAGUAUUUGGGACGUCUUUCCAGCGCGUAGCGUCCUGUUUCAUGCAGGGGUUGGCUGAUAGGCUGGCUCUGGUGCAGCCGCUUGGCACGGUUGGUUAUGUUGCUACCCCUGCUAUGAAUAAAACAGACAUUGCCUUGGAGAAGAAAGAAGAAGCUUUGAGGUUGCUUUAUGAGACAUGCCCACAUAUUCAGUUUGGUCAUUUUGUAGCUAAUUGCUCGAUAUUGGAAGCCUUUGAGGGAGAGAGUUUCAUUCAUGUGGUUGAUUUGGGAAUGAGCCUUGGUUUGCCUCAUGGUCACCAAUGGCGUCGUCUUAUUCAGAGUCUUGUUAAUCGCCCUGGCCAGCUCCCACAUCGCCUUAGGAUCACUGCUGUUGGACAGAAUAUCGAGAAAUUGCAAAUUAUUGGAGAUGAGCUUGAGGACUAUGCAAGAAGCCUUGGUAUCAAUUUGGAGUUUUCAGCUGUGGAAAGCAACUUGGAAAACCUUAAACCAAAGGACAUUAAAGUAUAUGAUGGCGAGAUACUCGUGGUUAACAGCAUUCUUCAGCUCCAUUGCGUGGUGAAGGAAAGCCGCGGUGCUCUCAACUCUGUUCUGCAGGUAGUUCAUGAACUUUCUCCAAAGAUUCUAGUCCUUGUAGAGCAAGACUCGAGUCACAACGGACCCUUUUUUCUCGGGAGAUUCAUGGAAGCACUGCAUUAUUACUCUGCUAUCUUCGACUCCCUUGAUGUCAUGCUGCCUAAGUAUGACACCAGGCGAGCCAAGAUAGAGCAAUUUUACUUUGCAGAGGAGAUUAAGAACAUUGUAAGCUGCGAGGGACCAGCAAGGGUGGAAAGGCACGAGAGGGUGGACCAAUGGCGUAGGAGGAUGAGCCGAGCAGGUUUUCAAGCAGCACCUAUUAAGAUGGUGUCACAAGCCAAACAGUGGCUUGCUAAAGUGAAUGGACAUGAAGGAUUCACCAUCACAGAAGAGAAGGGUUGCUUGGUUCUUGGAUGGAAAUCGAAGCCUAUCGUGGCUGCCUCUUGCUGGAAAUGCUGAUCAAUCAUAUGAUCAUCUUCAACAACAAUGUCAUUUU